Peromyscus maniculatus bairdii (prairie deer mouse) is the source of this 2649-nucleotide messenger RNA. Lineage: Eukaryota; Metazoa; Chordata; Mammalia; Rodentia; Cricetidae. The record is from RefSeq and is a predicted model, not a curated record.
AUGCCUAUUCUUGUAAGCCAACCUGCCAUUGGUCAUCAGGCUCCUUAAGUACCCAGUGCCAACCCACAGGACUGGCUUACCCCAAAACAGACCUUGGAGAAUAGUCAGACUUCUGCCAGAGCCUGCAGUUUCUUCAGCAAUGCCUGGGGCAAUCUAAAGGGCUUAGAAAACUGGCUCCUCAACAGUCAUCAAGACAUUCCUGGAAAACCAAGUUCCUCAAAGUGUAACAGCCAUGGUAGCACCAGCUCUUUCUCUACUGAAGUUGAAAAAGUUGAAGAUGUAGAGCUCCUUGAUCAAGAUGACCUGGACCUGUCUGAUUGGUUGGUGACUCCCCAAGAACCCUGUGAACUGGAGAAGCCUGAGAAUGGUAGCUGUGAAACAAGUGAGAAGUUUAAACUCUUAUUCCAGGUGUUCACAGAGCCCUACAAUGUGAAUGAUUGGCUUGUCAAGCCUGACUCCUGUACCAACUGUCAGGGUAACCAGCCCAGAGGUGUGGAGAUUGAGAACCUGGGCAAUCUGAAAUGCCUGAAUGACCACUUUGAGGCCAAAAAACCACUGUCAGUCCCCAGCGUAACCACCGAGGCUUGGCUUGUCCAGAACCAUCAGGACCCAUGUAAAGUAGAGGAAGUAUGCAAAGCCAACGAGCCCUGCACAAGCUUUGCAGAGUGUGUGUGUGAUAAUAACUGUGAGAAGGAAGCUGUGUAUAAAUGGCUUCUGAAGAAAGAAGGAAGGGAUAAGAAUGGAAUGCCUGUGGAACCCAAAUCUGAGCCUGAGAAACACAAAGAGUCCCUGAAUCUGUGGCUCUGUCCUUCCAGAAAUGAGCUAAUUGAACAAGCUAAGGCACCCAAGGCAGUGGCUCCCGCUAGAAUUGCUGAUUCCUUCCAAGUCAUAAGGAACAGUUCCCUGUCAGAGUGGCUUAUUGGGCCCACAUGCAAAGGAGGGGGCCCUAAGGAAGUGCCUAGUACUGAGGAGAGAGCUGGCAAAGAAAUGCUUAAAGUCCCUAUGGCCACUUCCUGGUGUCCCUUUAAUACUGCUGACUGGGUCCUGCCAGGAAAGAAAGUGGGAACCCUCAGCCAGUUCUCCUCUGGAGAAGAUAAGUGGCUACUUCGAAAGAAGGCCCAGGAUGUGUUUCUUAAUUCACCCCUACAAGAAGAACGGAACUUUCGCCCAGAUUGUUACGGCCUCCCAGCAGUUUGUGAUCUCUUUGCCUGUAUGCAACUUAAAGUUGAUAAAGACAAAUGGCUGUAUAGAACUCCUCUACAGAUGUGAAGCAAUGGACUACUAGAAUUGAACAGCUUUCCUGCAGAUUACCACACAUCCUUGAGCUGAGUGACUGUGACUUGCCAAACCAUUGUUUAUUCCAGGCCUGACUAGUCAACUUAACUCCUUUCCUGCUUAGUUUUGAAUUAGUAAACAGAAAUCAUCAAAUUAUGAGCUAGUGUGUGAAAGAAUGCCAAGUGAUUCAGUUCCUUCUUAGAGAAGCACUAACUUAACUCCCAUACUAGAAACAGCAUCUUGGUACACUGGCCGUUAGCAGGUCCACAAGAAACACUAGUUUUAAAAGUGAAAUAUUUCUAUAUCAAGUGUGUUAGUGUAUUCUAAAACCAGUAAACUUUGCUGACUUUUGAUUGUCUUUUAGCUGUUUCUCUUGCUAUGGGCUUCUAGUGGUCUGAAAUUUUUUUGUUCAGUUGAUAGAAUAUUUCACACAAAAAUAAUUAACCCUGCCAAUACAGUAUAUUUUGCCCUACUGAAUGUCUUAUAAUGCAAUUUUUGAUAUUAAUCAUCAGAUAUUUAGCCUACAUGUCAUUCCUAACAUUUUUCAUUUGAAAGAAAUUAAGUAUCAAGUGAGCUCUUUGAAAAGGACUCUAUUGCUUCACGACUACUUUUAGGGCAGUCAGAGCACCUGAAGUCCUACAAACCUUGUCUUUAAAGAGCCCCAGGCCAUCAGAAACAGAAAGGCAAAAUGUGUUAGGGACGUAGUACCUGACCACUCAUCACCCUAAGGAUUUAUUGGUGCAUCCUGUGUAAAUGGAAGCUGAGCUUGACACCUGGUGCUCUUAACUAGGGAUAAAGUCAAUGUCCUGUCACUUCAAGCACAGCAUCCUGAACCUCCAAAAGUAUGGUGCAGUGACAUCUUGAUUAACAACAGGCUGUGCCCAACACUUGUGCCUUGGAGUGUUUAUUGAAACUUCCUUGAGUUAUGCCUACAUUUUAGAGAGUUUCUCUGUAGGAGAGCAACAGGAUUUCUGUUUCACAAUUCUCCAAGAUAACUUAGCUGCUUUCUCCGCUUUGAACUAUUAAGCCUCUGAACUGCCUAUGCUAUUGGAAGAACUUGUGGGAAAUUUUUUUGUCCCAUAGUGACAUUGUCAUACAGCUUUACUAAAGUUCUGAAUGACAGCUGAAAAGAGCCUCAUAUUUUCUUAUGUCCCCCCAGAUGCCACUGAGUAUUAUAAAGUUGGUGGGUAAAAACAAUUUAAGGAGCCUUCCCAACAUCUUAGGUUGCAGGCAACUUUGUAGUUUCUCUUUUGAGGUCUAACACACUGUAUUUUACAUUAUUAAAAUGUAAUUUAAGUUAAUCACUAUGCUAAUGAUAAAUAAAACAUUCUUUUGCAUUGGUUUUAUAUCUCCAUUAAAAGCAUAAUGGCCACA